AUGUGGCGUCUGUUGCUGCUGGUGUUGCUGCUGUUGCUGCUUCUGUGGCUCCUGAUUUUGAGGCAUAUCAGCAAACAGCCUCUCUACGUUGCAGUAGGCCCUCGGACUGAGGCGAGGCGGCGGUGGCAGGUGCAACUGCUGUUGCUGCAGUUGCUCCUGCGGCUGCAGUUCCUGCUGUUGGCUCGCCGCUGUCUGGGUUGUGAGGGCUCCCUGAUGCAGCAAAGUGAUGCGCUCGAGGCUCGCCGCUGUCUGGGUUGUGAGGGCACCCUGGUGCAGCAAAGUGAUGCGCUCGAGGGGGGCCUCCCUCUUCCCCUGGGGACCCCCCUGCAGCAGGACCAAGAGAUGCCCUUAAGACUGCAGCAGCUCGCUGCCAUUCUAGGGGUGGCUGGAGAUGGUGCAGCAGCAGCAACACAGGCUGAUGAAGGGCCCACGGUCCCGUUGUGUCUGCUUCAGUACCCAUCGUCGGGGCCGAUCAGAACGGGCUCCCCCUACCACCUUGCUUAA
Molecule: messenger RNA, 504 nt
Organism: Eimeria mitis
Lineage: Eukaryota; Apicomplexa; Conoidasida; Eucoccidiorida; Eimeriidae
Exons: 5
Coding region: 1-504 (167 amino acids)
Source: RefSeq, a predicted model, not a curated record